UGUUAAGAAAACUAUUUGUUUACGUUUGAAAUAUCUUUUAAACUUCGCACGAAAUUUAAGCCUUGUGAUUGGUUCAUUUCGUUUCAGAGCUCCGAGUCUUUUCCUACAGAGGGCAGUAGAGUCGACACGGGCAAAUAUUUUAAAGUUAUUAUCUUCGAAACAGUUACAUGAAGAAGUUGUAUUCUCUUCAUCGUGUCGUAUAAAUUAAAGUUUAAUUAUAUAAAUAAUUGUAUUACUCGUUAAAGUAAUUACUCUACGCAAAAAUAUAUCUUGUAGCAAGAUUUAUUUCUUGCUGGCAUAAUGUUAAUCCAUUUGAUCCUUUUCUCUGGGACAGUUCUUUCGUCCGUGUAUACAACUGCCUUAGAUACGAAGGAAUUAGUAGUUAUAAUCUUGAGUCAAAAAGAAGGUUACCAUGCUGCACAUGCUGAUAUUCUACAACGGAGUAUAAAGGAACAAGCUAGCAUUAUGGAAGUAGAAGUACCAAAAAUUGUGUUAACUCAUCAAUUAGAUGUUAAAGGAUCUUGGAUAGUCAUACCAUUGUUUACAUAUUUAUCAGAUAAUUAUUCAAAUGUAAAGUGGUAUUUUUUUUGUUUAGAAAAUACAGUCGUAAAAUUGAGUAAAUUGUUAAAUGUAUUUUCUCAAUUUAAUUCUAGUCAGGAAUUAUGGAUUGGACACGCAUUGUAUGAUGUUGAACCUACUAUCAUUCAUCAUUUUGCAGAUCAUAAAAAAAAAUUUAAAUAUCCCCAUAUUGCUACCGGAUUUGCGAUGACAUCGAAACUAUUAAAUAGAAUAGCACAGGAAAUUUCACUUGAAUUUAAUGCCAGUAAUGAUUUUUCUAUUGAUGCUUCUUAUGAAUUAGGAGGUUUUAUUUUGAGAAGCAAAAACCCUAUAAAAUUAACUCAUGUUCCUCAGCUAUGUGUUGUUUCUACCUCUGAUUGUGCAACCUAUCCUAGGUUCUUUCAUCCAUGUGAUACAACAAUUUCUUUGAAAAAUGUAUAUUUUGCGAUAAAAACUUGUGCCAAGUAUCAUACAGAAAGAAUCCCAAUCAUCAAAAAAACAUGGGCAAAAUAUGUUCUAAAUAUUGGAUAUUUUAGUGAUCAGGCAGAUAAAAACUUACCUGAGGCAUAUACUGUGACAAAUACUACUAAAGGACACUGUGCCAAAACUUACGAUAUUUUAAAAGCAGCUGCUAAUAUAUUGAAGAGUAAAAAUCUUGACUGGUUAAUCAUAAGCGAUGAUGAUACUAUUUUCAGUGUGGCACGAUUAAUGCGUUUAUUAACGUGUUAUUAUCCUAAGAAUCAAAUUGCUAUCGGCGAGCGUUAUGGUUAUCGAGUAUGGGAUAAUUCAUUUGGAUAUGAGUAUUUAACUGGUGGUGCUGGUAUUGCUCUGUCUGCACCUCUUGUUUAUCAAAUGAUUGAUUCAGAUGUUUGCAAAUGUCCAUCAUCAAAUACACCAGACGAUAUGUUUCUUUUUGGCAUAUGUUUACACAGACUGAAUGUACAACUUACUCAUUCUUCUUUAUUUCAUCAGGCUCGUCCUGCAGAUUAUGCUACUGCUUAUCUAGCCUCACAAGAACCUGUAUCCUUUCAUAAAUUCUGGAUGAUUGAUCCUAUAAAAGUAUAUAAUCAAUGGUUUUCUGAAGCAGAUAGUUCACUUCCUGUGCCCAGGAUACAUACUGAAUUAUGCCACUCUUCAUUUUCCGAUGGACCGAAUUGUUUUCUAAUCGCGCAAUAUCGUAAUGCUAUGACUACUGCAAGAUUAAGAAAACUCGAACAUAUCCAUGUAAUAUUAAAACGUCCUAUUGACAAUGCACCAAACGAUGCACCUAAAAGUAAUGUAGAUGUUACACCAGGUAACGGUAAAUGGGUAUCAAGAUCUCGUAUAGAUUGGAAAAUUUGUGCAGAAUAUCCAUAUGACGUUCUAUAUCUACAAAUUGAUCAAUGCAAAAAAAAUGCGCGCUAUUUAAAACCCGUAAUCCAUCAAUUGAUAGAAGAAAUUACGAAUCGUAGUACUUGUACCGUUUUUGUAACAGAUCAUAUUUAUCAUGGAUUAAUAAAUAGCAACAAGAACACUUUUAACAUCUUAAAAUAUAACAUCUUAUUGCGUGACAAUGAAGAAUUUUCUCCAGCAAGACAGCGUAUACAAAAAAUCCUUGCUCAUAGUAAAACAGCUAGAUGCAAUGGAUAUGUUAUACUUGUUGCUAAUGGCUUGUUAGUUUCCGAGUUUUUACAAUAUGUAGAAAGAAAAGAAUUAAUCAAUACUCAUGGCUUGUUUUUAUUAUUACACGAUUAUCGAAUUCUUACAUCUGAUUUGAAUUAUAUUUGGAAUAGAAUAAUUAAUGUUGUAUUUGUACAUCAGUAUAAGCCAUAUAAAUAUCGUUCAGGUGACACAUCUGCUCAACCAAUAAUUAAUUUAGAAACAGUAUACUUUCCAAAUCAAAAAAAAAAGUUUGUAAUAACGAAGUAUUUAGAUACAUGGUACAAUGGAAAAUUUCGUUAUGGUAAAAAUCACUUUGUACAACAAAUUUCAGAUCUUAAAGGAAAAACUCUAAGAGUUUCAGUUUUUGAACAUAUACCAGCUGUAACAAAAGAAUCAAAAAAGUUUUAUAAAGGUGGUCCCAGUUACAGUGCUAAAGGUUUAGGUGUUGAAUUUGAAUUAAUUCGUGUUAUAUCUCAAUUUAUGAACUUUAAGCCACAUUACUACAUGCCUUACAAUAUAGAGAAUGAUCGGUGGGGAGCAUUAGAUAAAAAUGAGACAUAUACUGGUCUUAUAGGAGAAGCAAUAGCAAGGAAAGCUACAUUUUAUAUUGGAGAUCUCCAUUAUACCUCCUAUCUUUUAAAAUUCUUUGAGUUAUCUAUCCCUUAUAAUACAGAAUGUCUUACUUUCUUAACACCAGAAUCUUUGACAGAUAAUUCAUGGAAACUUUUAAUUCUUCCUUUCAAGCUCUACACUUGGAUCACAAUACUUUUCACUCUUUUACUAGCAGGAGGAAUUAUCCAUCUGUUUUCAUUAUUUUAUCAGAAGCAUAUAAUUAUUUAUAAGGAUGUUAAACAUAAACUAGUCAAUAUUAAUGAGCUUGAUAAAAUAAAAGAAUUAAGGAUUAAACAAGCAAAAAAAGGCAUAUAUUUGUUUACAGAAGCACAGAAUAGCAUGUUAUAUACAUAUAGUAUGUUACUUUUGGUAUCAUUACCACGUUUGCCAAAUCCUUGGGCUUUAAGAGUACUUAUUGGAUGGUGGUGGAUUUACAGUAUUUUGGUUGUUGUAGUUUAUCGUGCCAGUAUGACAGCCAGCCUUGCUAAUCCUGUGGCUACAAUCACUAUUGAUACACUGAAUCAAUUAGCUAGAAGUUCGAUUUCUGUUGGUGGGUGGAGCAAAGAAAGUAAAGAAUUUUUUCUACAAUCUUUAGACUCUGAUAGUCAGGAAAUUGGUAAUAAAUUUCAGUUGAUAAAAGAUGAAAAAGAAUCUAUAGAAAAAGUAGCAAAUGGAUCUUUUGGUUAUUAUGAAAAUGAAUUUUCCUUGAGGUUUGCUCAUAUUACAAAAUAUGCACUGGAAGAAAAGCAACAAGAAAAUAAUACACAAAAUAUCAAAACAUCUGAUGUAAAACAUAAUUUACAUAUUAUGAAAGAUUGUAUAAUAAAUAUGCCGAUUGCUCUUGGAAUGGACAAAAAUUCUCCAUUAAAGCCAUAUGUUGAUUUAUGGGUUAGACGUAUGGUAGAAGUUGGUUUAGUAGAUAAAUGGUUAAGCGAUGUUAUUUAUCCGUCGCAACUUAUUGAAAAACAACAAGAGAAAAUGUCAGAGAAAGCAUUGGUUAAUCUCCAUAAGCUUUAUGGUGCUCUUGUCGCUCUUAGCAUUGGUUAUUUUUUUAGCUUAAUAGUAUUACUAUGGGAAAUUUUACAUUGGAAAUAUAUUAUUUUAAACAAUCCUAAAUACGAUAAAUAUCAUUUAGAUAAAUUCUAUGCAAAAAUAUGAAUACAUUUCUGAAAUACUGUAUUAGAAAAAAGUGUUCACAUCGACGUUUAUAUUUAGUUCCGAUAUUUAUGUAUAUAUAUUUAUAUCAAAGUAUAUUUAUUAAAAAUUAAUUUUAAUUUAUUAUAUACUUACUUUCUCG
Messenger RNA from Vespula vulgaris, 4108 nucleotides. RefSeq lists its product as uncharacterized. The coding region runs from base 301 to 3969 and encodes 1222 amino acids. The transcript has 20 exons. Gene Ontology annotation, cellular component: membrane. Lineage: Eukaryota; Metazoa; Arthropoda; Insecta; Hymenoptera; Vespidae. The record is from RefSeq and is a predicted model, not a curated record. Gene Ontology annotation, molecular function: glutamate-gated receptor activity; glycosyltransferase activity.